Molecule: messenger RNA, 2787 nt
Organism: Neolamprologus brichardi
Lineage: Eukaryota; Metazoa; Chordata; Actinopteri; Cichliformes; Cichlidae
Source: RefSeq, a predicted model, not a curated record
AUGGACCAGGAAAAGACCUCACAAUGUGAUCCAACCUGCGGUGUCAGUCCUGCAGAGAAACUGAGCCCAGAGCACCUACAGCUUCUGAGAAAUGCUUUUACCUGUUCAAAGGCUGGACUUGAGACACAGGAACACAAGCUGAAGGGAAGCAAUAGAGGUACAAGUGAAGAACGUGGAUUGACGUUUGAGGAGUUUUGGGACGUUCUGAAGUCUGUCAUCGGCCCAAAUAUUGAGGACACGUGGUGCAAGAGAUUCUUUGAUGAGGUAGAUAUCAGCUGCACUGGACAAAUAAAAUGGCAGCAGCUGUGUUCCUACUUGCUUUUAGAGUACACUGAGCGACAGCGGGCGUCCAAUCCCACAGCUGCUCUGCUGGAGGCCCAGCCUCAGAUUAGACACUGCUCUCAUAACAAGCGGGAGCCAACAGUUCGUGUGGUUGCUCUUUCCCAUCCUCCUCCACUCCGCUAUAUUAGCAUCAGUAAGGGGGGUCAGAUCACCGCCUGGAACAGCAGCCUACACACCCUCAAAACUUUAGGGCUUGCUGGAGACCCAACAGAGGAAGUGGCAAACACAAGGAGAUUCAGGGGUUGGACCACUGAUGCUGUGUACAUGGGCAACGUCCACAAGAUUGCCAUAGCAACUGACUGCAGGGACUUGCGCUUUGUUACUAUUUCUUCAAACUGUUUGUUGGAGGAAAUUCACUUAUAUGGAUUUCGCAGUGUGCCGACCUGUCUGUGUUACUGGUAUGAUGUGCAGAGUCUAGAACAGCCUCCUCUGCUGCUACUGGGGGAUGAAAAAGGAGGCGUCCACCUGAUGUGGUUCCUGAACUCAUCCAAGGGACUUUUUAAGAAACCGUCAAAGAGAGACAAAGGUCCACAAAGGAUCUUUUUCCAAGAUCUUGGUGAACACAGCGACAUGGUGUCCUAUCAACACAUCCCCAGCAUCCACCGGGAACCAAUUACCAGAGUAAUGUUUGAACCCAGCACCAAUGUCAUCAUGACAUCGUCAGAAAGUAACACCACAUCUGUGGUCUUUAUGAAUGUGUCAUUGAAGCAGGAGCCUUACAUUUGGAAAUUUAAGCAGGUAAUUAACAAGGGAGCCAAGUGUUUCGACUACAAUGCGUCCCUACAGUUGAUGGUUACAGGAGGCUCUGACCGAAUAGUCAGACUGUGGUCACAAUAUGUGACUUCAAGUCCUGUGGCUACACUGCCGGGUCACCACACCACGGUACUAGAUGUUGCAAUUUACCAACAUGUCGGGCAGAUCUUCAGCUACUCUAGAGAUGCUGAACUGAGAGUUUGGGACAUUUCUACCCAUCAGUGUUUGAAAGUUCUCCGUCUGCAGUUUCCCUGUCUGCAACCAGGUCGCAUCCCAGAACAUGGAAAUUUCCCCUUCCUGUUGCUUAGCCCUCCUCUUCCUGAUGAGAUGCAACCUCAUUUAGUGGUGGCCUGCAAAGAUUACCUGGCAGUGCUCAAUCUGUCAGGAAAGAGAAGAGGAGGUGGUUGGUUGACUGAUGAGGAAUUCAGGACAGAAUUUAAACAGGGUCCAUACCUCUCCUGUGCCUUGUACAACCCCACCCUGAGGCAGGUGGUGACUGGACAUGCUGACUCAUCAGUCUUUCUGUGGGAUGUAGAGACAGGAAAGAGGCGGCUUUACAUUUUAAAUGCUCAUGGAGAAGAGGUGCUCUCCUCUAUGGCACUGGACUCCUCUCACAGAAGACUAAUCACGGGAGCUCGUAAUGGCACUAUUAAGGUGUGGAAUCUACUAAAUGGCCUAAACUUACACAAGCUGGAGCCCGUCACCAACUCUGAAGUCACUGGGUUGACCUGCCUCCAUGACAACCAUUUACUGGCUGUGGGGUGGAACCAGUGCAUCACUCAGUACAGCAUUGCAGGAGACAAGGACUUGAAGGUGAGAGCAGACACAUCCUGGAAGUCCAGCGGUGUCCACAAAUCAGACAUCUUGGCUGUGUGUCAGUGCUCCGUUCUGAGCGUUGUUGCUACAGCCAGUUAUGAUGGAGAGGUAGUGAUCUGGAGCAUGGAGACACAAGGACCGAUGCUCCACCUGCAGAGAGGGACGCAGGCACGGUCAGCUCUCCCCGUGGAUAGCAUCUUGUUCCUUCAGCAUCGAGCUGGCAGGAAACAAUUAAUAAACCAGGGUGUCCUAGUGUCAUCCCAGGGUGGUUGGCUGUGCUUUUGGAGCAUCACUGAUGAGAAUCACAGUUAUGGUCAUUUCUACGCUCCACAGCAGCCAGGUGAGCGUGUGCUUAGCCUGAACUCAGAUCAGUCUAAAAACACCAUUCUGGUCUCAGGUGACACAACGGGCUCACUUCAGAUUUGGGACAUUUCUUCCUUUGCAGUGGACAUCCAACCUGAGGCAACUUGUGAACAACCUCCACUGCUGCAAUCUUGGAGGGCUCACAAAAGGGCUUUGAUAUGUGUGGAUGUCCUUGAAGUGUUUGACAGACUGUUUGUAAUGACAGCAUCAGUUGAUGGUUCAGCUGGACUAUGGACAGAGGAUGGCAAUCAUGUGGGUUUUUUUGGGCAAGAGGUGACGUGGAAUAUCGCUGACCCAGGAACUUAUCAUAGGAAUACACGGAACAAUCUGAGAGAAGAGAGGAGGACUGAAGGUGAAAAUAUGGAAGCCACUUCAUCCACCCAAGCAGGAGUGAAUGACCACGAGCAACCUCAGCAACCUAUGUAUUCAUGUGAGGACCUCUGCCAGACAGUAGCUUUGUGUUACGAGAGGAGAGGACUCUUUGAGGACAUCGACCACAGCAAUCGCUGCUGA